Messenger RNA from Neoarius graeffei (lesser salmon catfish), 5348 nucleotides. It is a transcript of the gene mtmr11, whose product is annotated as myotubularin related protein 11. The coding region runs from base 431 to 2848 and encodes 805 amino acids. The record is from RefSeq and is a predicted model, not a curated record. Lineage: Eukaryota; Metazoa; Chordata; Actinopteri; Siluriformes; Ariidae. The transcript has 17 exons.
GAGCCCCCUUUCUUUUCUUUUUUUCCUCUCCGUGUGUUUUCGGAGAGUGUGAAGCGCCUGGGUCUCUCACUGUGCCGAAGGAAGGCGUAAACAAAUAGAAAAGCGUCUCUGGGUGAGAUUUUUACCUCAGAUUUCACUCCACAGCUGCUGUCCUGCGCAUUUUUGUUCUUGAGGGAAAAAGAAAAUGGCGCUAAAAACAUCUUCCCUCAGCUGCUGAGAGAGAGAGAGAGAGAGAGAGAGGACCGUUAAAGAAGCAGAGUUACCUCAGAAAUACAGAGGGAGGGAUGGAGCCCAGGGAUGGAACACACUCACACUCGCCCACAUUUAUUCGCUUAAACAUGAAUAUCUGAGUGUUAUUAGUGAGAGAGAGUUAUUAGUGAGAGAGAGUUAUUAGUGAGAGAGAGUUAUUGUGCUGUUGAUCCUGAGGAAGAUGCUAACUGGAUCCAAGACGACCUUUAAAGUCCGGCAGAUGCCAGACCUGAAGGACGGGAUCAUGAACCCGAGCGGCCUUCAUGCUCGAGGCAGAGACGUGUUCGGACUGUGCUGUUUACCAGGGGAGUGCGUCCUCCAGAGAGCCGUUCUCGUGAGGAAGAAACUCUCGCCGAAAGAAGGAGGGGGCUGGCUGUCUGGAACUCUGUUCUGCACCCAUUUCCGAGUGGCCUUUGUGCCUCAGGACAGCCCGAGACCCGACGACAAUGCUGAUCCUGUGCUCCUCGGAGAUCAUGACGUCGCUCUGGCCUCCAUUGAGAAGGUCGUGGCUGUGGGACCAUCCAGAACUAAACUGGUGACCCCGAACUCCUCUCUGAAGUUCACUCCUGAGGAGCUGGUGCUGUACUGCAGAGACCUGCGCGUCCUCUGCUUCCUGUUUGACCGACUCACUCCUGAUGCUCAGGCCGUGGAGAUUACGUACACCAUCGCCAAGACGUACCAGCCGCUGAAACCCGGAACCAUCCUGUCGUUCCAGAAUGCAGCUUUGGGAAGUAUCGAAAUGAAACAGUUCCUGAGCAACCGGAGGCGUGACCCGAGUAUGAACUGGUACGAGAGCGUAGCGGACUGGGAGCAGGAGCUGGAGAGAACCGGCGCCACCGGGUGGAGGGUCAGCGCAGUCAACGACCGAUUCGAAAUGUCCACCAGCUUAUCCAGGUUUAACGUGGUUCCUCAGAAGGUCCUUGACACCGAGCUGAAGAAAACAUUCGCCCAUUUUAACGAAGGUCGCAUCCCUCGCUGGUGUUGGCGGCAUCCUCGCGGCAGUGACCUGCUCCGCAUGGCCAGCUUUCAGAACAACAUCUAUCACGAGAAGGACGAUAUCCGGAACCUGGAGCUGAUCCUGUUUGGUGGCCAGACGCAGUGUGUGGUGGUGGAUCUCGGCGACGAAAUGCCUUCGCCUGCAGACGUGCAGCUCGCGCACACGCGACUGCGCUCCCUGUGCCUUGGAGAUAUUUCAUCCUCCAUGUCCGUGCCGGAUGAUAAGUGGCUUUCCACUCUGGAGGGAACUCACUGGCUGGAUUACACCAGGUGCUGUCUAAGAAAAGCUGCUGAAGUGUCCUGCUUGCUCCAAAGAGGUCAAUUAACCGUCGUUCUACAAGAGCCAGAGGACCGGGACAUGAACUGCAUGGUGUCUAGUCUGGUGCAGGUGAUGUGUGACCCACAGUGCCGCACCGUCGCGGGCUUUCAGAGCCUCAUGCAGAAGGAGUGGGUGAUGGCAGGGCACCGGUUCCUCAGCCGCAUCAACUACCACCGAGACAGCGACAAGGAGGAGGCUCCGAUCUUCCUGCUCUUCCUGGACUGUGUGUGGCAGCUGUGGGCUCAGUUUCCAGCCCGUUUCCAGCUGACUGAAGCCUACCUGCUGGCUCUCCAUGACAGCGUGCAGCUGCCUCUGUUCAGCACCUUCCUGGCCAACUGUCAGAGAGAGCGAUGUCGCCGAUCACAGCACUUGUCACCGAGCUACACUCCAGUAAACGGGCUGAGAGAGUUACCGGUACCCAGAGGCUCUGCCGAGGAGCCGGUGGACCCGCCAUACCCCCCUGUGUGGGACUGGGCCCUGCAGUACAGCAGCCAGAGACGAGCCCUGUUCACCCAGCCCGUGUGCCAAGCCGGUUCCCCUGCACCUGUCCUUAACGGCAACCUCAACACCAACCUGGAGCCUGAGUGGAGUGACAGCACUGUUGGUUCAGUGUUCCUGCUCUCGCGUGGUGUCUUUUCCUGUCCUUCCAACCUGCUGCCUUGGAGAAGUGGAGGAGGUUCGAGUUCCUACAAAAAGAGCCACAACCGGGCUCCAUCGUGCGAGGGCCUGCCUGCUCUCGAGCGCCUGAUCAGAGCCGACCCAUUACCCUCCAGCCUCCACGAACCCCACGGGCAUCUGCUGCCCCUGCUCCUGGGGCCCUGCGUGCACAUCUGGAGAAACUGCUACCUGAGAGGGGCGCUGCAUGCGCAGGCUUUCACGUACCCAAUGUCAUCUAACACGAGGCACCCGGUGGAACAGCUGGCGUGGGAGGUGGAGAACCUGCGAGAACGUUUAACUCAGGCCUCCACGGGCCGUCCUCAAAACCGCAAGAGACAGGAGAACCGCCGCCUCGGCUCCAACCUCAACCAGAACGCCAACAACGGCACAUUCCUCUUUUCCUCUUCCUCCUCCUCUUCCUCCUCUUCUUCUUCUUCCUCUUCUUCCUCCUCCUCUUCUUCCUCCUCCUCAUCCAGGAGCUCUUAUCAGCAGAGCCCGAGCCGCGUUUCGGGACGUUCUGGCUCCAGCGACGGACCCAAACACACGUUCCUGUUCGGUCGCCCCACCUUGAGUUCCAGUGCCAAACUGCCCAAGAGUAGCGGCUCACUGGGGCACAAGCCUCGCUGAGCUUUAGGGAGGAGAAUUAAACCGUGCAUGUGGGAUUCAAUCUUCUCACAGGACUAAGCGUUAGAAAUAUUCACCGUUUCACUGAAUACAAAGCACUUUCCUUUCCAUCUCGGCUGUGUGGUAAAUUCUCGGUACUCUGGUUAGGGGAAAAAAGCACAGCAUUCCUUAAAACUGAGUAUUUUUAAUACAAAGUUGCUUAUGUGUGUGUGUGUGUAUAGUACUUAAUAGCGUAUAUACUACUAGUUGAGUAUAGUAGUAUGUAGUAUACAGUGCCUUGCAUAAGUAUUCGACCCCUUUUCCACGUUUUGGAACUGAAAUGGACUCGUACAUCUCCACUGUGAAGCGUGGUGGUGGUAGCAUCAUGUUAACCGUAACCCUUGGCCUCUUGGUUGUGCCUCUGACCAGUCAAUCCCUUCUUACUUUCGAUGGACGGCCUCCUCCAGGCAGAGGUGUGGCUGUGCCGUAUCGUUUUUUUUUUUUUUAAGAUAAAUAAAAGCUUUCAUGAUGAUGUUCAAAGUUUGGGAUGUUUUAAUAACCAAACUCCAAUUCAUACUUUUUGCCAGAAAUUUCUCCCAGGUCGCUUCGUGAUGUUUCUAGGGUAUGUAUCGUCACUAUCAGACUCUGGGUUCUUCCAGGCACAAGUGUAUUUAUGUUCAGAUCACAUACUCGACUGAUUUUUGGCUCUUGAUGGCGACUCCUUGAGGAACUUCAGAGCAACGCAAUCUCAACUUUUAUGGAUUUAUCUGUAAAUAAUUAUAUUAUUUCUCUCUACUUCAGUAUUACAGGCUGUUUAGUAUAUUUCAGUUCCAGGUUACGUUUAAAGGGGAUGAAGAUUUACGCAAGGCACUGUAAUAGUGAUAUAGGUGAUUUGAAAUGUUGCGAUAUAGCUAUAUGUACAUUUAAUUUUUACUCAUUAAUAGGCACAAUAAGAUGUAAAGUGGUCAGGACAGGAUUUAAUCAUAAUUCCUCAUCACAGGAGUGUGUUAAUUGUGAAAUCCUCCCAAUAUUUGUGUAGUUCUUGCCAAAUAUCUGCUUCAAAUCCGCAAAAAAAAAAAAGAGAUUUUGUAGGAUUUUUUUUCCAUCUCCACUAGAUGGCGACAUUGUGUGCAACUCGAUGGUACGUGAGGAUUUAACCUGUAUAACAUUAACAGGGAGGAGGAGGAGGUGGUGGUGGUGUGUGCAAACACAAGGUACAAUACAAGGUGUGUGUGUAAGUGAGAGAGAGAAUGAUCGUACUUUAUACUUUAGGUCCAGUAUUAACAAAAAGCAAAGACAAGUUUUGCAUCAUGUAAAUUAUUUAUAACUUUCCCAUGUCUGAGUUAUUGGUGACUAAGUCAUGUCGUGUUACCUGUUCUGGUUGAAUGAGUCCUAUGAUCAUGCCACGGUUGUGAGACGGUGUGUAUGGACUGUACAGGAGCAGAGAUAGAACUUUUCAUGUUAAUAUUUAAUUACUUGUUUAGUUUAUAUUGUCUUUUUUUUAAUAUACAUGUACGUUCUGCACAAAAAUUCGGUAUUUCCUUCAGCGUCUGUGUGUGACCUCGCCUACCACACCUACAAAGGCCAACGUAUAUACACCGUACCAAUCAAAAGUUUAUACACACCUUCUAAUUCAGCGUUUUUGUUUAUUUUUGUCGUCACUUUGUCUUAAAUUAAUGAUGGCUGUUUGUUUCUCUUUACGUAGUUGAGUGGUUCUUGAGAUAAUAAUAUAUAUGUUGUGGAUGGAAUAGGGUACAGGAUGGUACUGUAUGCUGUUAACGCAUUAAGAAGGCAAGAAACUCGUCCACGAAUUACCUUCUGACGAGGCACAGCUGUUAAUUGAAAAGCAUUCCAGGUGAUGACCUCAUGAAGCUGGUUAAGAUAACACCAGUAGUGUGUAAGGAGCCAUCAAGGGAAACACUGGAUACACUGAAGACGCUCAAAUAUCAAUAUGUAUUGUUUAACUUGUUUACCACAUAAUUCCAUAUCUGUUCCAGAUGUUAUUGUAGCUUUGAUGUCUUCAGUGUACAAAAUGGAGAAUAAAAUACAGAAAAACCUAUGGUAGAGGAGGGGUGUACAAACUUUUUGCUGGUACUGUGUUCAGAGUGUUUCACAAGUCUGAGACCAAACUGAAAACCAGAAAUAAACACACGUUUUUUGGAAUUAUGAAAAGAGAAAGGGAGGGAGGGAGGAAACGUUCAGUGUCUUGCAUUUUCAUUGUUCUAGAUUUUGCACUAUAUCUCAAGCACAUUUACGAUCGAGAUCAUGUUCAGCGUUUUGUACAAAAGGUCUGAUUUUCUUCAAAGAAUGCAUAAAUGAAAUAUUUUCACUCGCUUUAUCAGACUUUUGGAGCACGUUGGAUGUUUAAAAAAAAAAAAAAAAUGUAAUGAUGGUUGUUGAAAAUGCUGCCCGUAUGUGUACAAAGAAAAAUCUCGUUUAUCAGUCAUGCUUUAUCUUGAUUGUCCGAGCUGUAUGUGUUUGUAUUUGAACUCCAGAAGUAAAGGUGAAAAAAUGGGUGCUGUAA